Molecule: messenger RNA, 1102 nt
Organism: Coffea arabica (coffee)
Lineage: Eukaryota; Viridiplantae; Streptophyta; Magnoliopsida; Gentianales; Rubiaceae
Product: 14 kDa zinc-binding protein
Molecular function (GO): catalytic activity
Source: RefSeq, a predicted model, not a curated record
CUAAACAGUUUCAGUGUUUUGGUGCAUCCAACUUCCAAGUCCACUGAGUCCCAACCAUGGUGGCUGCCAUGAACUCCCUCUUCCUGUUCCGUGGCCCUCUGACUAUAAGAGCUCUGGCUUUUGUCAAAGCUUCCAAUUCCAUCCCAAUAAGAAGCCUUCCUCUAUUUCAUCGCCCCCCUUUUAGCUUUCGCAGAACCAUGUCCUCUACCGGUGCCACAAAUGAUGAAGAAACUUCUGCUCGAGUAGCUGCAGCAGAUGCUGAUACUGGAGGACCAACCAUAUAUGACAAGAUUAUUGCAAAGGAAAUUCCUUCCACCAUAGUAUAUGAGGAUGACAAGGUUCUGGCAUUUCGAGAUAUCAACCCACAGGCUCCAGUGCAUGUUUUAGUCAUACCAAAAUCAAGGGAUGGGUUAACACAGCUUGGCAAGGCUGAAAAAAGACAUGGAGAAAUACUGGGUGAGCUUCUCUAUGCAGCCAAAAUUGUGGCCGAAAAAGAAGGCAUUGUCGAUGGUUUUCGUGUUGUUAUUAAUAGUGGGCCAACAGCAUGUCAAUCCGUCUACCAUCUGCACUUGCACGUACUUGGUGGAAGGCAGAUGGCAUGGCCACCAGGCUGAGAUCAGGUUUUUCUUUACUUAUGAUAGAGAGAGAGCGAGAGAGAGGGACAGAGCGGGAGUACCUUCUUCAAAUUCCGUUGAAAUUCCAAAAUCCUCUCUGUGCUUACUGUCCUGAGCAAUUUCACCAAGUAUCCUGGCUGCACAGCGGUAUUUGUAUCGACAAAAAUUGCAACUUUCCUGUAGUCUAUGACAUCUUCAAAAGGCAACUCGAUAUAGUCGCUUACAACAACAGGUAUACACAAGCUCACAAUAGCAUCAAAAAGCCGACAAGCUGAUGGAGUAUCACCCGCUGGAUGCAAACAGAACUUUGAAGUGUGCAUCCCUCUUGUUGCCUCUCUGCGAGAUUCUCUGGACUGUGCACCGUGUUUUAUGAUAACAUCUUCUUCAUUCUCAAGCAGUUGGAACAGCAAGUCACGGACCUUUCCCCCCUGGAAUUGCAAUAUUGGAAGCUUAGCAAACGCUAAUCAACCGACAUGACUUUAUCAAAA